Molecule: messenger RNA, 2994 nt
Organism: Diaporthe batatas
Lineage: Eukaryota; Fungi; Ascomycota; Sordariomycetes; Diaporthales; Diaporthaceae
Product: dolichyl-phosphate-mannose-protein mannosyltransferase
Exons: 4
Coding region: 272-2581 (769 amino acids)
Biological process (GO): protein O-linked glycosylation via mannose
Cellular component (GO): membrane; endoplasmic reticulum
Molecular function (GO): dolichyl-phosphate-mannose-protein mannosyltransferase activity
Source: RefSeq, a predicted model, not a curated record
AAUUAACAAGGUUGCGCUGCACUCAAUUGACUUGGGACGCCUUCGAGCACUUCUCGCCAGAUGAACUUCCUCCCCAGGGCAGGCUGUCUAUAAACACCUUUACCUUCCUUGUUCCUCUCAUGGUUCCUUGAGAGCUUCACUUCUACACGCUCAUUAGUGGCACCACCUUACUGCCCCCCCUGUCGACCUGGUCAGCCCAGAUACUGUAAGCCUCGCCCGCAUAUCCCUUGCUGUCUGCCUGCCUGCUACCCGCCAAACCCACAGGCCCAUCAUGGUCUCAAGCUCGGCCUCCAAGGAGGGCUUGCGCCAGAGAAAUGUGGCCAGCUCCAAGAAGAACGGAGCAGCCUCAACAGGCGACGAAGUCGAAAUUGACAAGCUUGUCAAGGCCAACACCCCUACCAACAACUCCGACCUGCAAUACAAGAUUGCCCUUGCAAUCAUCACCGCUCUCGCCUUCGUGACAAGGUUCUGGGGCAUCAGCCACCCCAGCGAGGUCGUCUUUGACGAAGUCCACUUUGGAAAGUUUGCCUCGUAUUACCUUGAGCGAACCUACUUCUUCGAUGUGCACCCGCCUUUCGGAAAGCUUCUCUUCGCAUUUAUGGGAUGGCUGGUUGGUUACGAUGGGCACUUCCACUUCGAGAACAUCGGCGACUCCUACGUUGCGAACAAAGUGCCAUUCGUGGCGUUCCGUUCCCUGCCGGCCAUCCUCGGUGCGCUGACAGUCUCCGUCACCUACAUGAUCAUGUGGGAGUCGGGCUACAGCCUGCCUGCUUGCGUGGUCGCCGCUGGUCUUGUCCUCCUUGACAAUGCCCACAUCGGCCAGACGCGCUUGAUCCUACUGGACGCUACGCUUGUCCUGGCAAUGGCCUGCAGCCUGCUGGCAUACAUCAAGUUCUACAAGCUUCGACAUGAGGCAUUCUCCCGGAAGUGGUGGAAGUGGCUCAUUCUCACAGGAUUCGCCCUAUCCUGCGAUAUUUCAACAAAAUAUGUUGGCCUCUUCGCAUUUGUCACCAUUGGUUCCGCUGUGGCCAUUGAUCUGUGGGAUUUGUUGGAUGUGAAGCGCCCCGGCGGAGCCCUGAGCAUGCCCAACUUUGCAAAGCACUUCGCGGCACGAGCGUUUGGCCUCAUUGUCAUGCCCUUCAUUUUCUACCUCUUCUGGUUCCAAGUUCACUUCGCCGUCCUCAACCGCUCUGGACCAGGCGACGACUUCAUGACUCCCGAGUUCCAGGAGACACUGAGCGACAACGUCAUGUUGUCAAACGCGGUCACCGUCAACUACUACGACUCGAUCACCAUCAAGCACAAGGAGACCAAGACAUACCUGCACAGUCAUGAGGACCACUACCCUCUGCGAUACGACGACGGUAGGGUUUCCAGCCAAGGUCAGCAGGUCACAGGAUACCCUUACAAUGACACAAACAACUACUGGCAGAUCCUCCCGGUGGAAGACGACCAGAAGUUGGGCCGUGCCGUUAAGAACCACGACCUUGUGCGACUCCGCCACAUUGUCACCGAUACUAUUCUCCUGUCUCACGAUGUUGCAUCGCCGUACUUCCCUACCAACCAGGAGUUUACAACCGUCUCCCUGACGGAUGCGUACGGCGAUAGGUCACAGGAUACCCUGUUCGAGAUCCGCGUCGAAGGCGGAAAGAAGAACCAGGAGUUCAAGAGCAUUUCGAGCCACUUCAAGUUCAUCCACAACCCUAGUAAAGUUGCCAUGUGGACCCACACGACGCCCCUACCGGAAUGGGGUCACAAGCAGCAGGAGAUCAACGGAAACAAGCAGAUUGCGCCAAGUUCCAAUGUUUGGCUGGUUGAGGAUAUCCCAUCCCUGCCUCUCGAUGACAAGCGGAGGGAGAAGCCUGAGCGCAAGGUGAAGACGUUGCCAUUUUUGAGGAAGUGGUUCGAGCUGCAGCGCUCAAUGUUCUGGCACAACAACCAGUUGACCAGCAGCCACCCGUAUGCCUCGCAGCCCUACCAAUGGCCAUUCCUGCUGCGUGGUGUUAGUUUCUGGACCCAGAGCGACACCCGUCAGCAAAUCUACUUCCUAGGCAACCCUGUGGGCUGGUGGAUUGCAAGCAGCUUGCUCGCGGUCUACGCGGGCAUCGUUGCUGCGGACCAAUUCUCUCUCAGGCGUGGUGUUGAUGCCCUGGAUCACAGAACCCGAUCUCGUCUCUACAACUCGACUGGUUUCUUCUUUUUGGCGUGGGCAACCCACUACUUCCCCUUCUACGUGAUGGGUCGCCAACUGUUCCUGCACCAUUAUCUUCCAGCUCAUUUGGCUUCCACGCUGGUCACGGGCGCCUUGCUCGAGUUCGUAUUUAACGCGGAUACCACCGAGGAGGUCGCCGAAUCUGGCAAGAAUGGCAAGAAGACUGGGCCAAGGAGGCAUAUCUCGGCUCGUGAGCGAUUCGCUGGCCAGAGCAUGCUCAGCGCAUGGAUUGCGUGUGUCGUCAUUCUAGCGCUGGCAGCGUUCGGCUGGUACUUCUUCCUGCCUCUCACGUACGGCUACCCUGGCCUCAGUGUCGACCAGGUCCUGAGGCGGAAGUGGCUCGGUUACGAUCUUCACUUUGCUAAAUAGGCAUUGAAAGAUGGACAUGAUCUCAACCUCGGACGCGCUGGGAAGGUACUCAGAAAAUGGGCGUCUUUGUAAAGAUUUAAGCUGAUGAUUGGCCUUUGUGGUUCUCACAAUCGGCACAGGACAAAUGGAAUUUCGAGGUUCCCGGCUGCAAGCGGCAACGCAGAUUCAGGCGAACCUCUCUGCUUCAGUAAGACACCACGGGGUUGCUAUGGUGCAAUAUAAGAUACAGUAUUUAGGAUGCCGACGGUGCAGGGACAAUCCAUUGUAACCACAUACCGCAUAAUCCUAUGCUUAGUAUUAUGAACGUCACGCAUUAUCACGACAACCGUAAGCACGUGCAAAGAUAUACAAACUUGACUAACUUGCUGUGGGUGUGGCUUGGACGUGUUGGGUCUGCUCGCGGUGAGUCCACC